AUGCCAGUUCGACAGAAGUAUCCACCGGUGGGGUGUAACAUGAAUGAUACUGGAUACCCGUUUAGAGGCGACUACAAGCUUCAACCAGCACUUAAUCAUGGCCAUGCCGGCGCCAUUCGAAAAGAGAAUACGACACUGAUGCUCCGCAUCACAGGCUCCAAUCUUGCCAUAGAAAAACUACAACCAAGCAAAGGGCAAAAGUUGCAGUGCGAAUUGAGUAUAGAUGACGGUAUUCCAAAGUCGAUCAACUUCCCCUCGGGAUGCGGCGUGGUGCCAGUCCCGGCGGAUGGCCAUGAGUACAACCUCACCGCUAUCGUGCACGGUGCAGGAGUGAAGCACUACUGCAAGAUGUCACUUAACGGAACGGAAGGAAAAGGUAUUUUCCGACUACGUGCCCCAUCGGACUCAUUUGCUGCGGAAAAUAUUAGGCUUUGUGCCGAUGGUGAUGUGAUUUAUCCAUCUGGGGGGUGGUAUGCAAUUCCGAUUCAGGCGAAGGAAUGUUCUCUUGAGUUUGUCGGUAGGCAGGCAAGUAGACUGGUGCCGACCCAACCUUUAUUUCAUGCAGUGGCUGAAUCCUCAACAGUUAUGAUCCAGUGUACCGCUGGAACUACUGAUAACGCAGUAAUCUACUGCAGCGGAAGCGGAGAAUCCAUUAAUGUUGUACAGGACCGUCCAGUUCGACUUUCCCUGGCAAGUGGACCGUUCACUUUGCUCCUCCCGCGGACAACUCCAGGAGCGGCGCAAGUACGACCAUCUCACGUGCCCAACACCCCCUUGCAGCCGCCACCAUCUGAUUCUUCGGUGCAUCGCGUACCAGAGGUGGAAACCUCAACAAUUGAUUCCCCGGAAGGGCCCAAUACUCCACCAAUUUUUGUUACCACAGCAGAUGGGUUCAUGAUUGAAUUAACUGGUGACAAUGGCACCUCAGCUGCCGGAUACGGAAGAGUUCAACUUCCCCUUCCCGACAGGAUGACUCACCGCGUGCAGAUUAAGGUUAGUGACAUGACCGGUCGGAUCUACUUGCGGCAGACUGCUGUGGUACCAUCAACACAACCACCUCCACUAACGUUUAGCAUUACAAAAGAUGCCGCAGGAGCCCAUAUGGUUAAGGGAAGCACGUUAUCUCAGAUAAGCGUUGAUAAUCAACCUGUUGUUAGCGGUGCUGUUGGUGCCUCCAUUACGGAUAAUGCACGUCAUGUUGUAACAGUGAGGGAAGGAUCAGCUUCUGCGGUGUUCGAGGUUGUAGCACAACCAAGCGCUGCUGCUGGCCCCGUUGCAGUGCGACAGGAACCCCAACCGGCGGUUCCUUCCGGUGGGACACUCCUGAACAGUGAAACCUGGGUUAACGAACUUGCUAAGGCUUUGCAGUGCACAGACAUCAAUGAUUGUCGUCAAGGGGUGCAAAACAUUAUACCAAGGAGCCCGGAGGCCACAGUGAUUUUAGGGUUUGUGUCUCAGAACCUCUUCAAAGUGGUUCCUACAAUUUCCUUUUCGAGGGAAGGUGACAGCGUAUCUGAUAUUCAGUGCCCUGGACAUACCAUAACUGCGUCCAUAAACAAUGGUGCGCCGUGUACUUUGAGUGGUGUGGCGAGUAUUCAAGUCCCUUCUGGUCAUAAGGUUACCCUUUCUGCCCUUUCUCCCUCCACAGGUCGCGUUGUUGCCUCGUGUUGUGCACAUUACCCGCCAGCGACUCAAAAGAACCUUGACGAGCACCUGGUUGCUCGUUUACUGGAGCUGUUCCAGCGAUGUAGCCUUAAUCCUGAAGCUGUUCUUGCAGAACUACAAAACAUAACGCAACCCCAGUCAGCGGUCGGUCAACAACUUGUUUCGUACUUAAUUGGAUGCUUCCGUCGGUUGCUCGAGUGUUUCCAGCGUCCCAUUAAUUUGUUUGCUGGGGACACUCUUCCGAAUGUGCAACUCCUUGCGUAUGUGGAUGACCAGAUCCCGAAAGAACUAACGGUUGCAUCUCCGGUUACAGUGUCAUGCGCAAACACCAACGUCCGUGUUUCUGCUCGUGAACCACCUGCGGCGGCACUCGCAACUCGGGGUGGGGUUAUUCACAAAUUGGUUGAGGCGUAUCGUGAGAACGCACCAACAGAACUUAUGGCUCAGUUGAUGGUGAUUUCCCCCACUGAUCCUGAUGAACGUGCAUUGGUUGAUUUGCUCAGCCGCGUGCUGAAGGACUACGAGGCCAAACUUAAGCGGGAACGGGACAAUGUGAUCAGCUCGACCGCCGCAGAUUAUUUACAGUUUUCGUGUGACGGUGUAACCAUGGAAAACAUUCGCACAAGUAAUCCCUGUCAGUUGAGUUUCGAGGUGGAUGGAACGGGUUUCGUCGCCCUAGAGCAGGGAGGACAGAUACCACAAGGUUAUUCAUUCCCAGCAGGUUCAACUCAUUGUGUGCAUGUUAUUGCCCGUGAUACGGCAAGUGGGGCGCUGCGCGCGGAGGCGUACAUCACUUUGAAGGGAACGAAAUGUGGACCAUCCACUAUGUCUGCGCCCCAGAACGAAGCACUGUUCCUUGAUGCGAGUGUGAUGGUGGUAAUGGAAGAAAUACAUCUAAGGUUGUUGUGCCCACCAACGCUCUCACUUAAAUGUGAGGUGGAUGGCGGUGGCGACGUUGUCGGCACCAAGAGCUCUGAGUUUAUGGCAAGGAUGAACGCCUCAUCUAUGCAUAACGUUAAUGUGCACCUUAUCGACGAGGUCGGGAAUGUCGUCUUCCGGCAGAGACUCGCAGUCCCUCCAAUAGCAAUGGUACAGUGGGCUCUACGCCUCGAUAGCAAUUCGCUUUACGUCGACUCCACCACCGCCUCGUGCACUUCAUUCCUCACAUCUUCACUUAACAGGUGUCCCGAAAAGGAACUGAAUGGUCCGCUGCAACUGGAUUGCAGUGGGCCACAAACCGUCGUUUUGCGGAAAUACACACUUGGGGCGGUCCAAGGAAGGACAUGCGUGGGUGAAAUGUAUAUGAUGAUUCCACCAUUUGUCGACGCUACGCACCUGAAGGAUUUGGCGCAGAUAUAUCGAGAGGCAUCUCAACUUCAAAGUGACGAACUACAAAGGCGCCUGAAUGAGGUCCGCGCUCAAGUUCCAAUGGGCCUAAUGAAAGACCUCAUCACUGUUUUGAUGGAAAAUACAGCAGGUGCCUUCAACGCGAGUAUUCGAAGUGUAGGUCCUGACCGCGGCCCCCGUGUUCACUUCAGGAUAAGUGGCGAUGAGACAAAGUUACUUAGUGAUUGA
This is a messenger RNA of Trypanosoma brucei brucei TREU927, 3240 nucleotides long. RefSeq lists its product as hypothetical. The transcript has a single exon. The coding region runs from base 1 to 3240 and encodes 1079 amino acids. The record is from RefSeq and is a predicted model, not a curated record. Lineage: Eukaryota; Euglenozoa; Kinetoplastea; Trypanosomatida; Trypanosomatidae.